Molecule: messenger RNA, 3297 nt
Organism: Eriocheir sinensis (Chinese mitten crab)
Lineage: Eukaryota; Metazoa; Arthropoda; Malacostraca; Decapoda; Varunidae
Exons: 9
Coding region: 98-1411 (437 amino acids)
Cellular component (GO): membrane
Source: RefSeq, a predicted model, not a curated record
CACCAUUACAUAUUAUUAUUGCCAUUGUUCUUGUUAUCAUUAUUGUUAUUAUUGGUGUAACUGUUUGUUUGUGUUCCAGAUUGUUCUCUUCUUCUCCAUGACCUUCUACAUCGCUGACCUCUGCCUUGACCUCUGGGUGUGCGCCGUCCAUUUCCAGGUCAAGAGGUCAAGGUCAGCCUGGUUCAUCUUCUUCUGCAUCCUCCUCCCAAACCUCUACGCGGGAUACAAGUCUCUCCAAUGGUAUCUCCGAGCCCACGAGCACUACCCAAUCAGAAGGCCGGCCGUGUGGAUCGUGCGGGUUCUCUUCUUCCCGAUCAGUCCACUCUUGAGGUACAUAGAUGCCUGGGUGUACGGGCGGCGGGCGAGGAAGCACUGGAACAACAGGAACUACGCCCUGGAGCAGCGUAACUUUGAAAACUACCUGGUGGAGAUCGCGGAGGUGGCCCUGCUCCGCCUCGUCAUCAUCUUCCUCGAGGACGCCCCGAUAGUGGUCCUCAACCUCGCCCAGCUCCUGCAGAUGCCGCCCUCCACCUUCCUGCCUCCCAAAUCCCCCGUCACCACCACCACCACCACCACCACUCCAGCCACCUUGGUCAACGUAACAGCCAUUGAUAUCUUCCCGGCCACCACCUUGGAACCACCGUACGACCCGUGGGCCCUGACCGUGCUGGCAGUGAGGUUGGGCUCCGUGGUCGCCAAGCUCACCUGCACCAUGACUCUGGGGGUUGUCCACUAUGUAUCCUGCAACAAGCUCGCCUGGCACCUCGCAAACACGUCCACACAGCGGCGAAAACUUCAGGAGGAGAGCAGCGGGUCAGCCAAUGCCUCACGCACACGCACACGCAGCAGCCGCACGCAAACCUCCCUGCCCGACCCCAGAGACACCAAGGGAGUGCUGUCCUGGGGCGCCGAGGCCAUGAUCUACUGCUGGCAAUUGUUGGCUAUAGGGUCGAGGGUGGUGGCGUACGCCCUACUGUGGGUGAUCUACUUCGACUGGCUGUGGCUGCCCAUCACGCUGCGCUGGCUGCUUCACGCCCUGUGGAUUUACUUCGACGUGGCGGAGAUGUCCCUCGUCAACUCCGUGGCCUUUGGCGGCAUUUACCUCUUCUCCUUCGUCACCACAUCCCCGGGAAGGCAGAUCCUCCGCAUCGCUCUGUACUACAUCAUCACCCUGGCCGAGCAUCUCAUCAUUGCACUGUUGUGGCACUCAGCGGCACCCGACAACCCUUACCACGACCUUGGCAUCGGGAUACUCUUCGGGGGAGCCCUUGGGGGACUGCUCUUCCUGUGCCUCUACUACGGCUGCUUCCACCCUGAUAAGGACAACACCUGGCUCUGGUAUCAGUGGCGGGCGAGGAAGGCUGCAAAGGAGGUGGACGCCGCGAGAAGUGAGACGCGUGGUUGGGAUUAAGCGAGGUUAGUCUUAGAGAUGGACUGGGUUAGGCUGGCUAGGUUAAGGCGAGGAAGACUGCAAGGGAGGUGGGCGUCACAGGCGAGUAAGGGGCUGGGUUGGGUUUAGGCGAGGCCAGGUUUAGUUAGGCUUGGUUUAGUAAGAGGCUGGCUUGAGUUUAAGUAAAGUUAUUUGGUGAGCUGGACUGGGUUGAGCUGGCAAAGUUUAAAAUAGGAUGAGUUGUGUUAGGUUUAGGCCAUGUUAGGUUAGUUUGGUUAGGUUAGGUUUUCUGCUGGACUGGGUUGGGCUGACCAGGUUUAGUUAGGAUGGGUUCGGUUAGGUUAGUCUGGCUAGGUUAGGUUUUCAGAUGGACUGGGUUGGACUGGCCAGGUUUAAUUAGGCUUGGUUUGGUAAGAGGCUGGGUUGAGUUUAAGUAAAGUUAUUUUUUUUGAGCUGGACUGGGUUGAGGUGGCUAAGUUUAAAUAGAAUGGGUUGUGUUAGGUUUAGCCUAGGUUAGGUUAGUCUGGCUAGGUUAGGUUUUUAUCUGGACUGAGUUGGGCUGGCCAGGUUUAAUUAGGCUUGGUUUGGUGAGAGGCUGGGUUGAGUUUAAGUAAGGUUGUUUUGAGCUGGACUGGGUUGGGGUGGCUAAGUUUAAAUAGAAUGGGUUGUGUUGAGUUUAGGCUAUGUUAGGUUAGUCUGGUUAGGUUAGGUUUUCUGCUGGACUGGGUUGGGCUGACCAAGUUUAGUUAGGAUGGGUUGGGUCAGGUUUAGGCUAGGUUAGGUUAGUCUGGCUAGGUUAGGUUUUCAGCUGGACUGGGUUAGGCUGCCUAGAUUAGGUUUGGGCUAGGUUAGUCUGGCUAGGUUUGGGUCAAGGUAGAUCAGGUUAGGCUGGCUAGAUUGAGUUGGGAUGGGCUGGGAUAGGCUUAGGCUAGGUUAUGUUUCAAGUUGGCCCGGUUAGGAUAGUUUGGCUAGAUUAGGCUUUGGCACCAUAUCAGCACUACUAGACACGGUAGGCACAAGGUGAAGGUUAAACUGGAGAAGUUCAGUAUCAAGAACACUAUGCUAAGAUAAAUGGUGGGACAAGGGAAAAGACCCCACACUGCUCCUACAACACUAAGAUGAUCAUGUGAUGCCGCAUAUACCAAAGAGUCCAGAUAAUCCUCGGCCUCUUCUGUGCAAUACGCUUAGUCGACCGCCACGGUCAUAAACUACCCCUGGAAACACCAAGAAACCCAACAAGAGCCUUGUCCAAAGUGUGUGUGCUUGAGCUGAGAAGGAAAUCAGUCAAGUUUUUAGAAGUGUUUUUAUAGGUUCAUGGUAUAAAAGAAGGGUCAGUCUACCGCCACGGUCAUAAAACUACCCCUGGAAACACCAAGAAAUCAAACGAAAGCCUUGUCCAAAGUGUGUGUGCUUGAGCCGAGAAGGAAAUCAGUCAGGUUUUCAGAAGUGUUUUUAUAGGUUCAUGGUAUAAAAGAAGGGUCAGUCUACCACCACGGUCAUAAAACUACCCUGGAAACACCAAGAAACCAAACGAAAGCCUUGUCCAAAGUGUGUGUGCUGGAGCCCCGAAGUGUCUUAUAGCCGAGAAUGAAAUCAGUCAAGUUUUUAGAAGUGUUUUUAUAGGUUCAUGGUAUAAAAGAAGGAUCAAUCUAUCACUAGGGUCAUAAAACUACCCCUGGAAACACCAAGAAACCCAACGAAAGCCUUGUCCAAAGUGUGUGUGCUUGAGCGGCGAAUUGCUUAAAGCCGAGAAGGAAAUCAGUCAGGUUUUCAGAAGUGUUUUUAUAGGUUCAUGGUAUAAAAGAAGGAUCAAUCUACCACCAGGGUCAUAAAACUACCCCUGGAAACACCAAGAAACCCAACGAAAGCCUUGCCCAAAGUGUUCGUAACCCUCGUAGAAAAGAUAU